Molecule: messenger RNA, 875 nt
Organism: Suillus bovinus
Lineage: Eukaryota; Fungi; Basidiomycota; Agaricomycetes; Boletales; Suillaceae
Product: actin-related protein 2/3 complex subunit 5
Exons: 4
Coding region: 31-495 (154 amino acids)
Biological process (GO): Arp2/3 complex-mediated actin nucleation; regulation of actin filament polymerization
Cellular component (GO): actin cytoskeleton; cytoplasm; Arp2/3 protein complex
Molecular function (GO): actin filament binding
Source: RefSeq, a predicted model, not a curated record
CGCAGCACGAGCCAUUCCACUCCGACAACCAUGUCUUUUAGAAAGAUCGACAUCGACGCAUAUGACGAGGAUGUCCUACUGGAGAGUGAACUUUGUGAACCAGAUUCACGCGAUCCCGCUCAGGUCUUGAGCGAUGCGAAACAGAAGCAGGCAGCAGUCCGGAGCACAUUAGCCAAGGGGGACAUACCAGGAGCUCUGGCAAUUGCGCUGGACAGUAUACCAUAUGGGCCAAAUGUCGAGGAAGCAAAGAACCUGACAUUGCAGACCGUUGUUUCGAUCCUGAAUAGCACGAAAUCGUCAGAGAUACACAACGUCGUGAAAGCGCUUACCCAGGAUUCUCAGGACACUUUGAUGAAGUACCUUUACAAGGGUAUGGGGAUGCCGGGGUGGGGUGAUGUGAGCGGCAGUGUGCUCUUGGGGUGGCAUGAGAAGCUGACAGAAGUUGCCGGCACCGGCUGUAUCGUACGAGUAAUGACCGAUCGAAGAAUUGUAUGAAUGAGCAUACCGCUGCUGCUAAUCAUGCAUCAGGCAUACAUAUACAUUUACGAAGAAUUUCACAAGAUUAGAUCAUGACGAAUGGCUAGUUGUUUAUAGCCUGAAAUGCACUUCAAGUACGUUCUAUGACACUUCGUUAGAACAAUAAGUGAAUUGUAGUUAGAACUAGUACUAAUAGUGGCUCGUUCAGGUUCUUGAAUUCGGACAUCUUUUUCUUUCAGUGUAGCGGUUCAGGCUGUCGCGCUUCAGAGGAAAGCGCUGGCUUUGUGCCCGGUCGGUCACACACAUCGGUCUGGGUCAUUAAACAACCUCGCGAAGUCGACUCUCCUCCCGCUUUGACCACCGAGGCAACGACGAAGACUUGGAUGAGGCUAUCGCAC